Messenger RNA from Scheffersomyces coipomensis, 4680 nucleotides. It is a transcript of the gene LRG1, whose product is annotated as Lrg1p. Gene Ontology annotation, cellular component: cytoplasm. The transcript has a single exon. Gene Ontology annotation, molecular function: GTPase activator activity. Lineage: Eukaryota; Fungi; Ascomycota; Pichiomycetes; Serinales; Debaryomycetaceae. Bases 378 to 4472 code for a protein of 1364 amino acids. The record is from RefSeq and is a predicted model, not a curated record. Gene Ontology annotation, biological process: small GTPase-mediated signal transduction.
AUUUACCUCCAAGUCAAAUUGAUCGAAUCCAUCAAUCGAAUCAAUCAAUCUGAUCGAAUCAUUCAUCAUCCAUCAUCCAUCAAUCAAUCAACCUUCAGACGAUCAAUCAAUCAAUCCUAAUUCCAACUUAUAAGUCACUCUUUUCAUUAUACCCUCUCCUCCCCCUCAAAAGUUGAUCUUUUUUUGUUUUGAUUUCGUUGUCAAUUGUAGUUUACAUUUUUUUUACAGCCCAAUUCAAUCUUCAUCAGUUUAUACCAUCCAUUCGUUCCAAUAUCACUCUAAUCAAUCAAUCAAUCAAUCAAUCAGAUCAAUCACAUCACGUCUAAUCAAGUAAGAUAUCUAAUUCGCUAAUCAAAUCAUACCCUCCACAUACCCAUAUGAGACCACGUACAGAACCACCAUUACGGUCUGAUCCUCAUGCACAUCCCCAACCUCCUCCUCCACCACAACCCCCAUCACAAUCAUCCCAACUAGAUUCCAAUAAUUCAUCUCCUCCCAAUUGGAAACCUUAUACUCAAAAUCAAUUCAAUAAUCAUCAACCUCCUCAACAUCAGGUCUCUUAUAAUCAAAUACCUAAUCAAAGAUUACCGCCGCCUCCCCCAGAUCAAAGAUUUAUUCCCAAUGAUAAUAAUAAUAAUAACAAUUAUCAACAACAACAACAACAACGUAUACCUUAUCAUACUCGUCAACCUUCAAAUCCAAAUCAAUCACCUCAAAUACAAUCACAAAUACAACCUCAAGUACAACAAAUACAACAAGUACAAGGACAACCACCUAAUAAAAAUUGGACUCAAUUAAUCCCUCCUAUGCCUUCAAGACCUCAACCUUCCUAUUCCACAUCAUCUUCAUCUAUAAGGCACGAUUCAAAUGAUACCUUCAAUUUCCUGCCUUCAAAUAUAUCAUCCAAUACUACUAAUUCUUCAAAAGAUACUAAAAAUGAUGAUUUACCCCCACAAUCUCAAAUUCAAUCUCAAUCACAUCAUAAAUCAAAAGCAAAGAAAUUUUGUAAUAAAUGUGGAUUGGAAAUAACGGCUCAAUUCGUUCGUGCCAUGCAAAAGGCUUUCCAUUUAGAAUGUUUUGUAUGUGAUGAAUGUGGUAAUGAAUGUUCAUCAAAAUUCUUUACAUUUGAUAAAAUUGAUCCUAAAACAGGAUUAAAAAUUCAAGUUCCAUUAUGUGAUUAUGAUUAUUUUAAAAAUUUGGAUUUAAUUUGUUUUGAUUGUAAUCAAGGUAUUAGAGGUAGAUAUAUUACGGCUUUAGGUCAUAAAUAUCAUGUUGAACAUUUUAGAUGUGCUACGGAUAAUCGAGUAUUUGAUGCGGUUGAAACUUAUAUUGAACAUGAAGAUAAUGUUUAUUGUCAUUUCCAUUAUUCAAAAUUAUUUGCUGCUCAUUGUCCCGCUUGUAAUUCAUCAGUAGUAAAACAAUAUGUUGAAUUAUAUCGAGGUGGUAAAAAACAACAAUGGCAUCCUGAAUGUUAUAUGAUUUAUAAAUUUUAUAAUGUUUGUAUUACAGCUGAAUCAGUAGGUUUACAAACAUUAUAUAAUAUUAAACAAGAAGAUAUUCCCAAUAUUUAUAAUGAAGAAUUUAAUUUUGAUUCAAAUCAAUUUUUAUCUAUUGAACAACAAAUUGAAAAUGUGGUAAUGAAAUCUUGGUUAACGUUAUGUAAUUAUGAAGAAACAACUGCCAGUUGUAUUAGUGAUAUGUUAUUAAAAGCUAAUUUAUCAGAUCAAGUAAAUGGUUUAAUUACUACGGGGAAAUUGAUUGUUAAUGUUGAAAUAUUAUUUAAUGCGGUUGAUUAUAUUCUAAAGUUUUGUGAAUCAUCUAAUUUACCUCCUCAACCUCAACCUCAACCUCAAAUCCAAUCUCAAUUACCAUCAGCUCAACAAUUUGAUGAUCUGGAAUCAUCAAUAAAUGCAUUAGAACAAGAUUAUUUUCAACCUUUAAAGAAAGAAGCUAGAAAUAUUUCAGGAAAAAUCAUGAGUUAUUUAGCUAUUUUAAGAAAAUCAUCGAAAUUAUCAAAAUCAGGUAGUUUAUCAGGAGAAUUAUUAUCAGUUAUAACUGGGUUAGCUCAUUAUCUUAAAUUAUUAAUUCGAAUUGGGUUAAACAAUGCCCUUAAAUUAAAUAAAUUACAGGGUUCAACUGAAGCAACAGAUACAUUUUUAAAAUUAAUUUCCAAUCCAUUCGAAUUAGAAUCGCAAAAUUUAUCAUUAAUGAUUUCAAAAUUAUCAAUUCCAGCAAAAUGUUCGGAUGCUUGUUUUACAUGUACUAAAAGUAUUGAAAAAUCAUGUAUUAAAUUUGAGAAACAUAGAUGGCAUUUACAUUGUUUUAAAUGUUCAAAUUGUUCAAAGAAUAUCCCCGUACUGGAAUUAAAUCGUAGUGGGAUUAAUUCUAAGAAUUUAAAUAUUUAUUGUCAAGAAUGUCAAAGUUUUACCGAUAAUCUUGUUAAGGGGAAAUUUGAACUUGUAAGUGAUUUAUCUCAAUUAAUUUAUUUAUUAAAGAUUGCCCUUUCAAGAUCAAAAGCAGUUAUGAAAAUUGAUUUUAAUAAAUCAUCAGGAUCUAGUCAAUCACAACCAUCACAGCAACAACAAAACUAUAAUAAUUAUGCCACUUCACAAGAACCUCAACAACAACAACAAUUCCUUCAACCUCCUCAACCAGUUAAACCUGUCGAUGAACAAUCUACAUCACAAGAAGAUACUGAACUUAAUUAUUCAAAUACUUUAUCCAAUAUUAAACGUCUUAAAUCAAGACGUGAAAGUCAAAAAUUAUCAAAUUCCUUAAAACAAAAUGCUCGUAAAUCAAUUAUUUUAGAUGCUCCUGAAGCUGAAUAUGCCAGACCUGAUGAAAUUUCCAAUAAUACUAGUAGUACUGAUGAAUAUAUUUCUGAGAAUGGUCGUAAACAAAGUACAACAUCUGAAAAAUCUUAUGAAAUUUCGAGUUCAGAAAAUCUUUCCAUUAAGAAAGCUAUGAAAAUUAGAACUGAUUCAAGUCCAAAUAAUAAUAAUAAUAAUAAUAAUCAUUUAGUUCGUACAUCUGAUUUAUUAAAGAAUGAACAAUCAUUAACUUUAGAUGAUAUUCCAAGAAUUGUGGCUGCUGAACAAGCUCGUGAUCAAAGACCUAAUGCAUUUAAACAUCAUCGAUCAUUAUAUCAAAAACCUCAAGUUAAUACUAAAUCGAGUCCAUUAAUUAAUCCAAGUCAUGCUUUAGAUAAUAUUUUGAAUAGUCCGGUUAAUAAAGAAGAACCAGUGAAACGAAUUAAAUAUUAUAGUGAAUUAAGUAAAGAUGAACAUUUUAUUAUGAGACAUAUAUCAGUGGAAGCUUUAUUACAAUUAAAUGCUACUAAAUUUAAUAAAGAUGAAUUAUUAUCUUAUAUUCAACUUAAAAAACAAUCUAAUUUUUGGGAUAAAUUUAAAUUUGGAGGUGGAAAUGGUAAUGGGAAUAAUAAGAAAGAUAUUGUUGGAGUAUUUGGAGUUGAAUUAAAAGAUUUAACUAAAAAGUAUGGUAUUGAUUCUGAUUUAGGAGUUGGACCAUCUAAAUUAAGAAUUCCAAUUGUGGUUGAUGAUAUUAUUAAUGCUUUAAAACAAAAGGAUAUGUCAGUUGAAGGUAUUUAUCGAUUAAAUGGUAAUAUUAAGAAAUUAAAAUUAUUAAUUGAACAAAUUAAUAAGAAUCCUUUACGAUCACCUGAUUUUAGUAUUCAAACUGCAGUUCAAUUAGCAGCAUUAAUGAAACGAUGGUUAAGAGAUUUACCAAAUCCAUUAUUAACUUUUAAUCUUUAUGAACUUUGGAUUUCAUCUCAAAGAGAAGUUAAUCCAGUGAUAAAAAAUCGGAUCUUACAAUUAACUUAUUGUUUAUUACCUCGUAGUAAUCGAAAUUUGGUUGAAGUUUUACUUUAUUUUUUUAAUUGGGUUGCAUCAUUUGCUGAAAUUGAUGAAGAAACAGGUUCUAAAAUGGAUACUCAUAAUUUAGCUACUGUUAUUGCACCAAAUAUUUUAUAUGCUAAAUCAGUUCAAACUAAUGGAGGAGUUAAUGGAUCUAAUGGUAGUAAUCCAAAUGUUGCAGUUCUUGAUUUAAAUAAUCCUCAAUCUGGAGAUACUUAUUUCUUAGCUAUUGAAGUUGUUAAUCAAUUAAUUGAAACUCAUGAAGAAUUAAGUAUUAUUCCUGAAGAUAUUUUAAAAUUUUAUGAUAAAUGUGGAUUUUCAAAUUUAAUUGAUACUAAUAAUAUUAGUAGUAAAGAAAUUAUGAAUAAGAUUGAAAAGACAUUAAGGGAAGAUGUUAACUUUUUUGAGAUUAAUUUAUUAAAGCAACAACAACAAAAUAAUAAAGAACCUUCAAAGCAAGAAGUUAAACGAUUAGUAUCGAAGAAUAGUAGUAGUAUGGCUCCAUCAUCAUCCACUAAAGUUGAAAUCCAAGGUGAUUCGACAGUGGAUAAUCAAAUUUUAUUUAAUCAAAGUGAAGCUCCAUCUAUAAAUCCAUAAUGUGGUCAGUCAGUCUGUCAAUCAGUCAGUAUAUAGCUUGUUCCCAACCGAAAAGGAUGAUCUUUCAAAGAAAAAAAUUUCAUUGUUUUAUUAAUUAUCAUUCAUUCAUUCAUUCAAUCCUUUUCAUUAAUUUAUUCUAUUAAUUAUAUUAUCUUGUCUCUCUGUACUCUUCCCUUUCCCUUUCCCUUUCCCUUUCCCUUUCCCUUUC